Molecule: messenger RNA, 3282 nt
Organism: Ceutorhynchus assimilis (cabbage seed weevil)
Lineage: Eukaryota; Metazoa; Arthropoda; Insecta; Coleoptera; Curculionidae
Source: the annotation of a GenBank genome assembly
GUUCGAUUUGGCGCGUGUACGUCUAUUUGUUUUUAACGUGCGGUACUACCAUAAACUUUUAGUGAUAAGUUAAUAGUGCGUGUGCUACCUAGAAGAAAAAAAAAUGAUCAGUAUUUCAAGGCUCUCCUUGUGGCUAAGCGCGACCUUCGUUAUUUCCAAUUGCCAACUGCUUCCGUUGGCGAGUUAUCGACAUGACAUUGCUUUUCCAUCUAUCACAGGAGAGUUACGUACAACUACUAAUGGCAAUAAUGACCAACAACCCGCGCUGCGUCAGUUUUCAGCAGGAUUCCAUCUAAAUCCGCCACCUCCGUUGCCUUUCCUGCAAAGUUUUCCGAUAAAUUCGCAAUUUUUCUCAGAUGUCAAAGACUCGCUCCGGUCCGGAUACCUAUUUCCACGUCCGAAAUCUUUUGGGCCACCAUCGCUAAGAAAUUUAUUCACUCCGACUACUUCAAGGGAAAGACCGGAGACUGAGGGACAACAAGAAGAAUAUAGAAAAUACCUCCAAGAAGAAGCUGAAGAUCUUGAAAAAGAAAGUCACAACAAUGAUAUAACAACGGAUUUUUCUAGUUUUGAAUCGACUUCUCUUCAGCCCACUCAGAAUACUUUUGUAAGGCUCAAUAUACAGGGAAAGGACUACAGUUAUUCUACAUAGAUGAUGUUAUUUUAUGCAAAGUAGUUCAAAGAAUAUAGAUACCUUAUAGUUAUAUAAGUAUAACAAGUUUUAUUUUAUUCAAAUUUAGACAAAAUGUAAAGAAACACCAAAGAAGCAAUAGUAAAUUAUGUAAAUCUCUAAUUAUUGUUACAUAUAUAGGUAGUAAUAAAAGCAUGAAAUAAUAAAUACAAGGAUGUAUCUACUCACAUUAUAUACUUAGUUGUUUUGUCCUAUUCCUAACGCCCUCAGAAAAGGCUUCACUUUUUUUAGAAGAUCAGGAUAGGACUUUCAAGAGAAGAUAUAGGUAGUCUAUAAUAAAGCCUUAAACGAAGUACAAAUAGGAAUAUCAUAUUCUGUUCUUAAGAAAGAUGCAGUUGAACAUCAAGCUCAUCAGCAAAAUAUUUCCUUCGUCUUUCUGUUAGAAAUGAAAUCUGACCAGAGUUGGAGCAUCAGUGUCUACGUAGUAUGUCAAGUCUAUUCUAUUAGGUCCAUAUUCUCCGUAGUACAUAAAACCUGGCUUAGUGGAAACGCUUGACUUUUUGUGUGACAAAGCCGAGCUUUUCCACUAAGCCAGGCUUUAUGAACUACGGAGAAAAUGGCCCUUACCGCCAUUUGCACCGCUACAACUUAAGGGAUAUUUAUUCCAAGUGAAGCUUUGAAUGUGUCUCUUGUAGAAACAAAAGUCACAUUCAAAGCUCCACGUAGAUUCAAUAUCCCUUAAGCGGUAGUUAAGUGAUAGCCGUGCAAAUGGCCAUUAGAGACCUCUGAACCGUGCAGGCGAUGUUGUGUCAUUUAUCAUAACAAUUAGUCUACAGAAUGGCUCUGUGUAUUUUUUUAACGCUAAUCAAGAGAGUAUGCAAUAAGACUUUAGUAUCUUAAAAUUAUUACUAUUUCCGUUGCAAACCAGCCAUUUUAUGAAAAUCCACCUUCUAAUUAUCCAAUAAAACAAUAAAUUAAAUUAACUGUACCAAUUUAUAUUGUCUUAAUAGGUAUAUCAAAAUAAAACAAAUAGAAAAAGUAAACGAAUCCUCCACAGUCCACGCGAAACAAAAAGUCACUAUUACAACACCCUAGACAAAAAAAGACAACUAGAUAUUUAUUUUAAACAUAAUUUAAUUUAAAAACAAAAGGGGAAAUUAAAUUAUAAUUAUUCUACUAGAAAUUUUAAAUAUUAUUAUACAGAGGUCUUUCAAACGCCCAAACAAAAAUUUGAAUACGAGAGGGGAUCAGGCAACCCUCAACGUUAUUAUUUGUAAUAUUUUUGAGGUCCCGGAAAACUCCAAAAUCCACAAAGGAAAAUUGUAUUUAAAUUAUGUAACCACAAGCAGCAAGAGAGAGAGAGAGAGUUUUUUUUUUAAUUGUAUGUAUUUACGUUUGUAAGUAUAAAAACUGUUACAGAGAUUUUUGCACAAUAUACAUACAUAAAUAUUCAGCUAAUAUUUAAAUAUUUUUUCAGAAAAUUUCAAAAAUAACAUGAUUAUUAGUAGAUAAAUCCCAUUUCUUAACCAUUUAACAGGACGACACAGAUUUUUUUUAAAAAAUUUUCAUGCCGACUGAUAUUGGGUUAACUAACAAAUUAUCACUUGAAAAUCACUAACAAAAACAAAUCCCACUAGAAAAAAUAAAGACAAAUAUUGUUUCUGAGGGCAACGCCUGGUCACCUUAACAACAUUGCCCUGUAAUUAAUAAAACCUACUGAAAUGUAUUACAACGUAUUGUUCUGAUUAAGAUGACAUAAGUUAUUAAAAAUCCAAACAAAAUAUUGAAAAAUGUCUUUAAUUACACUGAACUAUUUAAAAAGAAAAAACAACAUAAGUAAUAAUAAUAAUUCAAUCACUAGCUGAACCACAAAAACCUACAAUAUUUAAUUUAACUAACAAUAUUUUAUUUAUAGUAAGAAUAAAAGUAGUGAAUUAUGUAUAGAUAGCCUUACUCUGAGGUCACAUUAUGAGGCAAAUCCGGGACCUUAGGUCUGGCUGAACAGGGACAAGAAAAAGUUUUUCGCUUCUCCAGCAAUUUCAUUAUAGGUUCUGCAGAAACUUCUUCCCCUCCUACAUUGAUUUCUGGUGAAAAGCCAGGAACGAGAAAUCCAAACACUGUCCUCGACAACCACAAUAUUGUAUAUUAAUUAAAAAAAAAAAAUUCUACUAAAUAUUACAUUAAAACUGUUUUUUUUUUUGUUUCUGGCUAGGGAAAAAUUGUGGCCAAAGGACACCAGCUUACACAGUCCGAGAGCAUUAGAAGCGAGAGACAAAAUGUACAUAAUAAUAAUAAUAAUAAUUAAUUGUUUGACGAUACAAAAUGCUGAAUGGCAUGGCCAUCCCCCUGUUGCUGAUGUUUGUUUUAAAAAAUGUGUUUUGUAUUAAUUUGAAAAAAAAAAUUGAUUUGCUUGUUGUUUUUUUUUUUGUAUUUUUUGUUUUGUUUCAUCUAAUUAGGUGAAGUGCUGAUUCGGGGGGCAGGGCCAUCACAUAGCAUAUUUGCGGGUCCACUCGCGCGCUAACUCAUUGUAUUUUUCCCGGUCUGUUUUGUAUAUCCUAGCAAUUUCUGGAACUAAUGGAUCGUCUGGGUUUGGAUCACACAGCAGUGAGCAGAUUGACAACAGUACUGGAAAAAAUUAAACUGGAUUAAUC